Neogale vison (American mink) is the source of this 967-nucleotide messenger RNA. It is a transcript of the gene CFAP144, whose product is annotated as family with sequence similarity 183 member A. Lineage: Eukaryota; Metazoa; Chordata; Mammalia; Carnivora; Mustelidae. Gene Ontology annotation, cellular component: ciliary base. The transcript is spliced from 5 exons. The record is from RefSeq and is a predicted model, not a curated record. Bases 295 to 885 code for a protein of 196 amino acids.
UCAUGUUUUUCAACUCCCCUGUGUUUUUCAAUAAAUAGUCUCAGAGUUUAGAAGCACACUGAUGGCCUGGAAUGUCCCCAGGAAAUGACUGUCCAAGGUGAGGUCCAAUCAAGUCCAUUACCUCCUGGGUCUGCUGCUGGAUUGUGUCCUCUCUCCUGGCGUAUGUGGGGUUGGUCCUAGGAACCAGGCUGGAUCUUGAGAGGCUGGGCAAGGUGAGUCGUCAGUCAGGGUUUGGGCUUAGGAAGCAAGCGGGCUCAGAAGUAAGGUUCUGGAAGGUGCGGGCGGGGUGGGUGGAUGGGCGUCCCCCGGGAGGGUGUACUGGGGGGUGGUUGUCGAAGGGAGGCUGUAAUCUGGGACGCUGUUGCCGGGAGACAGUGUGGGACGCGGUUGCCUGGAGACGGCGCUCCGUCCUGCUCCCUGGCCGGCGUCCGGAGGGCAGGGAGAAGGGGAAAGAGCGCACCCAGCACCGCCAAAGCCAUGGCCGGACGCCAAAAAGAGAAAGUGAUCCCAGACGAAGUCCACCAGAACCAGAUCCUGCGGGAAUUAUACCUCAAAGAGCUUCGAACCCAGAAACUCUACACACAGUACCACGUGAAUCCCCUCCGCAAAGUUCACACAAUCACCAGAAAGCCCAUGUCUUGGCAUGAUAAUCUGGAGGAACCUGCAGAUGCCAGGUUUCUAAAUCUUAUCCACCAUGCUGCCCUCGGGCCAAGGAAGAAAUACACAGAGACACAGACCGAAAGCCAAGAAAUCGGAUGGGACUCAGAGCCCUUGGUCAACCCGGAACGUGAUGACCGCAGGCUGAACCACUUCAGGGUCUACAACGAUAUCACGCUGUACAAAGCUAAAAUGUGGAGCUUGGGAGAAGAUGAUCGCCACAAGUAGUCUUCCAGCGGUGACGGCGGCCCUGUCUUCCACACCCAACGUGUGUGCGGCUCGGAUGAAUAAAGAUUACUUUCAAGCCUCA